GCUCUCGCGGACUGUGCCAUGGCGGCCUUCAGCAAGUACCUGACGGUGCGAAACUCUUCCCUGGCGGGGGCCGCCUUUCUGCUGCUCUGCCUGCUGCACAAGCGGCGCCGCGCCCUCGGCCUGCACGGUAAGAAGAAUGGAAAGCCAUCAUUACAGAACAAUGAGAAAGAGGGGAAAAAAGAGCGAGCUGUGGUGGACAAGGUGUUUUUUUUGAGGCUCACGCAGAUUCUGAAAAUCAUGAUCCCCAAAACAUUUUGCAAAGAGACAGGUUACUUGGUACUCAUUGCUGUUAUGCUGGUGUCUCGAACGUAUUGUGAUGUUUGGAUGAUUCAAAAUGGGACACUCAUUGAAAGUGGUAUCAUUGGUCGUAACAGAAAAGAUUUCAAGAGAUACUUAUUCAACUUCAUCGCUGCCAUGCCUCUCAUCUCUCUGGUUAAUAACUUCUUGAAGUUUGGGUUAAAUGAGCUCAAACUAUGCUUCCGAAUAAGACUGACUAAGUACCUCUAUGAGGAGUAUCUCCAAGCUUUCACAUAUUAUAAAAUGGGAAAUCUGGACAACAGAAUAGCUAAUCCAGACCAGCUGCUUACACAAGAUGUAGAAAAGUUUUGUAACAGUGUAGUUGAUCUGUAUUCAAAUCUUAGUAAGCCAUUUUUAGACAUAGUUUUGUAUAUCUUCAAGUUAACGACUGCAAUUGGAGCUCAGGGCCCAGCAAGCAUGAUGGCCUACCUGAUUGUUUCUGGGCUAUUCCUGACUCGGCUUCGAAGGCCCAUCGGCAAGAUGACAAUAACUGAGCAGAAGUUUGAAGGAGAGUACAGAUACGUUAAUUCUCGGCUGAUCACAAACAGUGAAGAAAUUGCCUUUUACAAUGGAAAUAAAAGAGAAAAGCAGACAAUCCACUCAGUCUUCCGAAAACUGGUGGAACAUCUGCAUAAUUUCAUUUUGUUUCGGUUUUCUAUGGGCUUCAUUGAUAGCAUAAUUGCCAAAUAUCUUGCCACCGUGGUUGGUUACCUGGUUGUCAGCCGUCCCUUCCUGGAUUUGUCUCAUCCUCGGCACCUCAGGAGCUCGCAUUCAGAACUCCUGGAGGAUUACUACCAAAGUGGAAGAAUGCUUUUGCGAAUGUCUCAAGCUCUGGGUCGGAUAGUUCUGGCUGGCCGUGAAAUGACUAGGUUAGCUGGUUUUACUGCCCGAAUUACAGAAUUAAUGCAAGUACUGAAGGACUUAAAUCAUGGCAAAUAUGAACGCACCAUGGUCUCGCAACAGGAAAAGGGAGAACAAGGCAUUGCCUUGAUACCUGGUGCUGGAGAAAUCAUCAAUGCAGACAACAUUAUAAAAUUUGACCAUGUUCCUUUAGCAACACCAAAUGGAGAUAUCUUGAUCCGAGACCUUAAUUUUGAAGUUCGAUCUGGGGCCAACGUUCUAAUUUGUGGUCCAAAUGGCUGUGGGAAGAGUUCACUUUUCCGUGUUCUUGGUGAAUUAUGGCCUCUUUUUGGAGGACGUCUGACUAAACCAGAGCGAGGAAAGUUAUUUUAUGUUCCCCAGAGACCUUAUAUGACCCUGGGAACACUUCGAGACCAAGUGAUAUAUCCAGAUGGAAGAGAAGAUCAGAAGAAGAAGGGGAUAUCUGACCUCGUACUGAAGGAGUACUUAGAUAAUGUCCAGCUGGGUCAUAUCCUUGAACGUGAAGGAGGCUGGGACAGUGUUCAGGAUUGGAUGGAUGUGCUCAGUGGUGGAGAGAAGCAAAGAAUGGCGAUGGCAAGAUUAUUUUAUCAUAAGCCACAGUUUGCCAUCCUGGAUGAAUGCACAAGUGCAGUCAGUGUGGAUGUGGAAGGUUACAUCUACAGUCACUGUCGAAAGGUUGGCAUCACCCUCUUCACUGUGUCGCACAGAAAGUCUCUUUGGAAACACCAUGAGUACUACCUGCACAUGGACGGCAGAGGCAAUUACGAAUUCAAACAGAUAACGGAAGAUACAGUUGAGUUUGGCUCUUAGACUCCGGAGAGCAGCACUGUACCCACUUCAGUGAAAUAACCACACAAUAUGAUUAGAAACACAAAGUACACUGUAAGAUUAUGUUGAGCUUGUUUUUUUUUUAAACAAAGCAACAAAUUAACUGGAUAUAAAAUAAUUGAGAACAAGUUGUUGAAACAUUUAAUAUUAUAUAGGAUAUUGCUAAUUGUGUAUAUGUUGGUUUAAUUAUUAAUAUGUACUAAGAAUGUCCUUAUUCUUGUGGUUAAAAAUCUGCCUAAAUUAAAUUGGGCUUAAAUCAGUGUAACCUGAUUCAUCCUGGGAUGCAAACCAUUUGAAGUCAGCUACUUUGACUUUUUGGCUCUAUCUUUUCCUUCAGUGAAGAACCCUGUUUAAAAUUGGGGUCAUCACUUGUCCUGUUCUAACAAGAUAGUCUUGAGUUUCAUUUUCUUGUGUCCCACGACAGUGGGAAGCAGAUCAUAGUGUAUUAUCAAAAUGUAUGACAUCAUUGCACAAUAGCAUUUACUACGUGGUGGCAGAUGUCUUUAGCUGCCACAGUUAAUACUCAUUCCUUGUAUGUGUCUUGGGGUGCAUUUGACUCCAGGAGAGCCAUUUGAAAUUUCUUUGGCUAAAUAAUAAAUGUGCCCCUCUCAGUUUUCAGUAUUGAGUUUUUUGAGGGUUCUUUGUGGUGAUGCAACAAAAGUGUAUGUGCAGUCUUGCCUACAAGGGAUGGUUACUAUGUUUUGCGCUUAAUCUUCCCAGUGAUUGAGAUGUUCAAACACAGAGUCUUUACAUGUCGAGCUCAAGGUCUUGUAAGAGUUUGAGAAUGUUUGAAGAAUUGGAUGGAUUUGUGUAUGUUCGAAGCCCAUUCAUUAGAAGUGUGGUGGUUACAUGGUGUUAAACUCCAGAUGAGCCAUAGGAAUGCACUACAUAAAGUUAAAGCACUGAGUAUGCAAUGUUAUCACUGUCUUCGACUGUGAUUUUAUGCUUAAAAAUAUGUUAUAAAAUUAUGCACAUGGGUGAAUUACGUUUCCUAAGGCACUGGUUUAUCUCUGUGAAUCUUUAAUGAAGUUUUUAUAUUUGGGCUAUUAUGUUGAACUGUAUCCUAAGAGAAAUCAGUUUCAUCUCACCAAGCCACCAUUAAUGACUAUGUGUAUUAUUUUCACAGGGAGAACUGAAAUUGAAUACUAUCAGUGAGCUAGAUAUGAAAUCAGUUUUAUCAAAGUGGAGUUCAAAAAGGGGCUUUUUAUAUUCUUAUUUCUGCAUAACUGGUUUUGUUUUUUUUGCAGAAUUAAUUGUAAGAAUCACUGACUACCAAAGUAAAACCUGAUGUACUGAUUCCGUAAUACAGAACAUUCAAUUUUUACCACCUCUCUUUAGCAAACUUGUAUACUUACUUAUUUUCUGUUCAGAUUAAAAAAAAAAUCACAUAUCCUGUACAA
Vicugna pacos (alpaca) is the source of this 3407-nucleotide messenger RNA. RefSeq names its product ATP binding cassette subfamily D member 3 (gene ABCD3). Gene Ontology annotation, biological process: peroxisome organization; long-chain fatty acid import into peroxisome; very long-chain fatty acid catabolic process. Gene Ontology annotation, cellular component: peroxisomal membrane; peroxisome. NCBI's taxonomy places the organism in Eukaryota, Metazoa, Chordata, Mammalia, Artiodactyla, Camelidae. The record is from RefSeq and is a predicted model, not a curated record. Gene Ontology annotation, molecular function: ABC-type transporter activity; ATP hydrolysis activity; long-chain fatty acid transmembrane transporter activity.